AUGUCGCUCCUCUCUCAGUCAACCGAACAAGACAACGCUCAGGAAGAGCUAACAUCAGUAUGCCACACGGCUCCACCCACGCCAAGACAGUUUUUCUUUGGCCGCGGUGGUCACGAGACUCCUGCUCUUGGCUCGACUUCGACGCACGAUGAUCAAAGCAGGGUGGACUCGCUCCCCUCUUCAUCGUCCGGAGGCUCUCUCUCUAGCAAGCUCGAGAGACAAUCAGCUUUCAGGCUGGUGGCUGAAGCCCUUUUCUGGAGGGUCAAACGCCAACGUCUCUUUGCCGAGAACGGUCUUGUCCCCAACGGCGUGGCGAUCCGUGCGGGAAAGGGCGAUUACGUCCAUUUCCCCCGCGACGACCCGCGCCUGGAGCCGUGGGUUGUUGCCCUUCAGACUCUCAACUGCGAAGCCGCGUUCACAUUGACUUCGAGCGUCGCAGCUGGUAUCACCGCGAGUCUGCCUCCCGGUACUUUUGAGGUCCAACUCACUCAUGAGGACCGCAUUCAAGUGGUCGAAAGCAUGCAGGCGCUGUCAAAGGCCCGCCGAGCCCAAGGCGCGUGCUUCGUCCGUACGCAAGGAUGCCUGAUCGUCUGGGCUGAUGACGUCAAGCACCUCAUCGAUGCUGGCAACAGUCUCGAAGAGAAGAUGAUCAAUUACAUCUGGGCGCACACCAAGCAAAAUAACGCCGCAUCCAGCAUGUCAAUGUCGAGUCUGCCGACAUCCAAGUCGACAUCGUCAACCAACUCCAACACAUCGAGCGCUUCCAGUCUCAAAGGAGUGAGCUCCAAGGAUGUAGCUUCGGACGAGGCGGACUCGCAACUUUCUUCGGUCGGAGGCCGGGUUCGUAGAUUUUUCAGCAAAAGCGCAAAAAGUGGAUCGAAUGAUGCCCGGGACGACGAAGGCGAGAAAGGCGAGAAGGACGAAGCCGUUUCGGCCGAAGACCUUGUGCAUCGACUCGAGUCCGGCGAGCCGUGUCUGGAAAAGGGUCGGAGCAUCAACAUGUUUGCUCCUCUUUACACGGGAUUGGGGCUGGGUCUCAACGUUGCUCUGAUGUGCCUCUUCACCAGACGCCUGCUCAUUGAGUCUCUCUUGGACGGGCAAUGGAUGCGGAUGGCGCUGUGCGCCACCAUCCCUGUCUUCAUGCUGAUCAUCCAGUUCAUGUGCGACAACGUCAUUGGAGUCAUCGCCCAGAUCUUUCUGCCCAUCUCGCAGCUCAACAGGAACAGCCUCUACUACAGCGCCAAACGUAGUGCUCGACUACCGGCAGGAUACACCCUUCCGCACUUUACAAUCGCGAUGCCCGUCUACAAGGAAGGUCUCGAAUCUGUCCUGGCUCCUACCAUCGAAAGUGUCCAAAAGGCAAUCGCCACCUACGAGCUCCAAGGUGGAACCGCCAACAUCUUGGUUUCCGAGGACGGAAUGCAGCUGCUCACUCCUGAGCAGCAGGAAGUGCGUCGAGACUAUUACGAGCGCCACAACGUGGCCUGGGUGGCCAGGCCAGGACAUGGAAAGGACGGCUACAUUCGCAAGGGCCGAUUCAAAAAGGCGUCUAACCUCAACUUUUCGUGGGACCUUUCCUUGCGGGUAGAAGAAAUCAUGGACGAACUACGCCCCGAGGCCAUGGCUGCUCAAGAGCGCACUUCCGCUACCUGGUACGAAGACGACGAGAAGGCCUUGUACGAUGAAGCGUUCGAACGCGCCAUCACCGAGUCUAGCGGCCGCGCCUGGGCUUCCGGUGACAUUCGAAUCGGGUCCUACAUUCUCCUCAUCGACAGUGACACGAGGGUACCUGCUGACUGCUUCAUGGACGCUGCUUGCGAGCUCGAACGUUCGCCCGAGAUUGGAGCACUGCAGCAUUGCUCUGGUGUCAUGUACGUCGCAGACCACUACUUCGAGCGCAUGAUCGGCUUCUUCACCAAGAUCGUCAACCUCAGCAUCUCGUGGUGCGUGUCCAACGGCACCAUCGCACCGCUGGUCGGACACAACGCCUUCCUCCGAUGGCAGGCCGUUCAAGAGGUCAUCUAUACUGAUGUCGAUGGCGAGAGGUGCAUCUGGUCUCAUCAACACGUCUCAGAGGACUUUGACAUGGCGUUGCGUCUGCUUAUGAAAGGUUUCCUCGUCCGCUGGGCUACCUAUUCGAACGAAGGGUUUAUGGAAGGCGUCUCGCUAACUGCAGACGACGAGGUCAACCGCUGGCAGAAGUACGCUUUCGGCUGUUCGGAGCUGGUAUUCAACAACCUUCGUCAUUGGCCGACUCGAGGACCGCUCUCGCCCCUCUUCCGCAAAUUCAUCUGGUCAAACUGUCCAACGUCGUACAAGCUGAACGCUUGCUCCUACAUCUUCUCCUACUGGGCCAUCGCGGCAGGUACGAUCUUGACCAUCAGCCUUUUCUUCGUGCAGGGAUUCUUCUGGCCCUGGCUUGAUCAGGUCUUCAUGCCACCAUUCCAAGUCUGCAUCACCGCUCUCUUCAUCUUCGCCCUCGGAGGAACGGUGGGACAAGUCGCCUUCCGAGCACGCUCCGGUAAGGCUUCGCUACUUGGCGCCGCGGUCGAGCAGAUCAAGUGGCUUCCUGCCCUGCUGCUGUUCUUUUCGGGCUUGUCAUAUCAUGUCAUGCUCGCUUUGGCAGCUCAUCCAUUCGGCUACAAUAUGACGUGGUCCGCGACCGUCAAGGAUGUCGAAGAGUCGAAUUUUUGGAAGGAGAUUCCGUCCAUCAUCCGCAGAUUCUGGCACUGCUAUCUGGUCAUGUUCCUCUUUGCCGCUGCCAUGAUCAUUUUCAGCACGCCUCUGAUCCCUCUCGAGUGGCGCAUUGAAGGCUUCACCAUCUUCUGGCCCGGCUCGGCGCUGAUCGCGGCUCACAUUCUAUAUCCCCUCGCACUCAACCCAUGGCUGAUGCGAUUCGAGUUUUGA
This is a messenger RNA of Pseudozyma hubeiensis SY62, 2907 nucleotides long. RefSeq lists its product as hypothetical. The record is from RefSeq and is a predicted model, not a curated record. The transcript has a single exon. Lineage: Eukaryota; Fungi; Basidiomycota; Ustilaginomycetes; Ustilaginales; Ustilaginaceae. Bases 1 to 2907 code for a protein of 968 amino acids.